AUGCUAAUGACACUGAGGACUCGCUUCUUCAAUCUCCAUCUCACUUCACUCUUACCUUCUCCAUCUCAAAGAACCCCUCCAUUUUCUCUCUCUUCCCGAACCUCUCUAUCUCAUUCAACCUUUAAGAACCCAAUUCCUAACCCUCUCUCUUCUCACCAUGUCUCAGCUACAAAGACCCCAAAACAUCUUCUCUCCGACGCCGCCAAGUUCGUCCGAACCGUCCUAUUCGUGCCACCUGGUGUGAACCCAGAUGAGGUUACAGACGACAUGAUGUUACCCGGUUCGAACAUCGUGAUCGGACCCUUUGUCGGUGACGCCAAAAUUAGAGAUGUUGAGUUUGUUAAGAGUAGUAAUCGUCCCAAGGACUGUCCCAAGGAUGACCGGCCAGAGUUUGCGAUGCUGGGCCGGUCCAAUGUUGGCAAGUCUUCAUUGAUUAAUGCUCUGGUUCGCAAGAAAGAAGUUGCUCUAACCUCCAAAAAACCAGGGAAGACUCAGCUGAUUAAUCAUUUCCUGGUUAACAAAAGUUGGUACAUUGUGGAUUUGCCUGGUUAUGGGUGA
Ilex paraguariensis (yerba mate) is the source of this 558-nucleotide messenger RNA. The record is from the annotation of a GenBank genome assembly. NCBI's taxonomy places the organism in Eukaryota, Viridiplantae, Streptophyta, Magnoliopsida, Aquifoliales, Aquifoliaceae.